CGAAAACCUGCGCCCUUAGGUUAUACACUUAUACACAUAUCAUGACAUAUUUACCCAACGUUACUCUGCUGAAACGAACGAGAGGAAGACGACCGCCGCCGCAUGUGUAAGUAUUUGUGCGACCGGGAUGCUGUAUCAUCGCUCAAGGAGGAAGAACAACCACCGGUGAGGGCUGAACCGACAUCCAUUUCGCCGGAGAAGAAGACCCAAUUGCAUGCUGGACUGGUUCACCUAUACGUCGCCGAACUCGAACCAACAAAGACGCUAGAGACGGAAAUACGUAGCAGAUCCGCCGUCGCUGUGCGUGUUGAUUCGUUUGCACUGGAGGGAAAAGAAUCCAUUGUUGCCGGACCAAGUUCUCGCCUCGCCGGAAGAAUAAGGUCGUCGUUCACCAAAGGGGCCGGGGAACCAGUGGUGUCGCCGGAGUAGUAGACUGCAGAGGUCGCCAUCACAGGAGGAAGACCGCUGCUGACCGCCAGCUGCCGCCGAUGAAGCUGCGUUGACGCCUUACCCUUCUCUGCGUCAAUAUCGUCGAAGAAGGCAAACGGUGACACUCACUUUGAUGACGAUGUUGAUUUCGAGAGAGCUUCCGCUAGAGAAAAUUUCAGGUUGGAGUAGGGCUGCUGCAGGCCUGCAACUAAUACCAAUUGGAAGAAAGUAUUUAUCUUGCUAAUCAUAAGAGGCUCUACUUUCUGGGGACGCAUUCCAUCCAGGUUGAACUAGUCUAUCCAACGUGUCCACUUUCAUUCCAAACUGUUAGCUCUUUUGUAAAGAGCACCACCAACGAGGGCAACAAGUUCAUGUUGUAAGAGACCCAAUUUCAGCCUUUUAUAGUAGUGCAACAUUUUUCUUUUCCAAGCUUGCUAUACUGUGCAGCCUUUUAUAUAUGAGCUUUAUGAGGUGUAUCAUGUGCAGCCAUUUUAAGUUUUGUAAAUAUGUGUAGUAGAGGUUAUUGGCAGGACACUAAGCAAAAGUGUCAUCUGUUCUAUGUGCAUACUUUAACUAGUGUUUAUUGGCAUUGCAAUAAUCAAGAGUUUAUUG
Messenger RNA from Cuscuta epithymum, 1041 nucleotides. Lineage: Eukaryota; Viridiplantae; Streptophyta; Magnoliopsida; Solanales; Convolvulaceae. The record is from the annotation of a GenBank genome assembly.